CUCUCAUUUCGGUAAUCCCUCUUUCUCAUCAACUUCACCUUCAUAGUUGCCACCAAUUUUCCGGCAUGCCUCCAACUUUCCGUCGCCGGCGUCGCCGUUGAUAUACAUCUUUUCCGGUAUGAACCGUUCUAUGAAACUCUCUUUCUUCAUUUAGAAAUGCUAGAUCUAUUCACUGUUUCACACGUUCGAUCCAAAACUUGGUUUCACAAGAGGAAAAAAAUUAACCUCAUUUCAUCAUUUUCUUAAUUUUCAUCUUCCCAAUUUGUGUUAUUGGUUUUUGUGAUUUUAGAAUUUUGUAUAGCCUGAAAAAUCUGCUUUUUUUUUUAGAAUAAAAUUUCUUUGAUUUUCCAAUUUUCUUUGCUGGGUUUGCAAAGAUUUUGUAUAGUUAGGGUUUGUAAUAGUGUUAAGAUUUGAAAGAAGAGAAAAAGAUUAGAUUUUUUAUUCUGGGUUUGUGAAACUGUGAAAGUGGCUAAAAUGGACAUGAGUAAUGUGGAUGAGGAAGAAUCAGAGGAAGAGAUUCAUGUUCCAGCUGAAAUUGAUUGGCAAAUGCUUGAUAAAUCGAAGUUUUUCUUCCUUGGUGCUGCUUUGUUUUCUGGUGUUUCAGCAACAUUGUAUCCUGUUGUUGUGUUGAAAACUAGGCAGCAAGUUGCUCAAUCACAAGUUUCUUGUAUUAAGACAGCGUUUUCAUUGAUUAAAGGUGAGGGGUUUAGAGCGUUGUAUCGUGGAUUUGGUACUUCGUUGAUGGGUACUAUCCCUGCUAGAGCUUUAUACAUGGCUGCACUUGAGGUUACUAAGAGUAAUGUUGGGACUGCUACUGUUGGUUUAGGUCUUGCUGAACCAACUGCUGCUGCAAUUGCGAAUGCAGUUGCUGGUUUGACUGCAGCUUUGGCAGCUCAACUUGUGUGGACCCCGGUUGAUGUUGUGAGCCAAAGGUUGAUGGUUCAAGGUGGUUGUAAUUCAAGUUAUCCUAAGGGUUCAUCUGUUAGGUAUGCUAAUGGGAUUGAUGCAUUUAGGAAAAUUAUGAGGACAGAUGGUCCUAAGGGUUUGUAUAGAGGUUUUGGGAUAUCAGUUGUGACGUAUGCGCCUUCAAAUGCAGUUUGGUGGGCUUCAUAUUCUGUUGCACAAAGGAUGGUUUGGGGUGGAGUCGGAUGUUACUUGACUAACAAGAAAGGUGGGGAGGGAAGCGAUAAUACCAAUGGGGGUAAUGUGUUGAGGCCGGAUACGAAAACUGUUAUGGCAGUUCAGGGAGUCAGUGCAGCAAUGGCGGGAGGCAUGUCUGCUUUGAUUACUAUGCCAUUGGAUACAAUCAAGACAAGGCUGCAGGUCUUGGAUGGCGAUGAGAAUGGCCGUCGUGGACCAACAGUGAUGCAGACAGUUAGAAGUUUGGUUAAGGAAGGUGGUUGGACGGCUUGUUAUAGAGGAUUGGGACCUAGAUGGGCUUCAAUGUCUGUGUCUGCAACAACAAUGAUCACAACCUAUGAGUUCCUUAAACGGCUUUCCGCAAAGAAUCAAGAGGUUUUGACAUGAUGAAUGAUAUACUUAUAACAACAACAACAAGGAACACACAGAAAGGGAAAAAGGUUUUCCCCCUCUCACGUUUGGAUUCACGGUGAGUUUGGCAAAAUUACAGUGAUUUUGCAAACACUACACUAAGGUGUUUCAAUCCAAAUUCUGCUCUCGUUUUUUUUUCCUCUUCUGGUUGGGCUAGUUAGCAGGAACGCUUGAUCAAUGUAAGUCAUUGCAGCAUGACUGCUUGAUCAAUGCAAGUCACUGCAAGUUUAUAUAUAAAUAAAAGUCCUUUUUUGAUUCUAACACAUUACAUUUCUAAUUUCCAGUUGGAAUCAUGCAUAUUCAUCAUGCUAAUUUGGAAGUUUCUUUUGAUAA
Molecule: messenger RNA, 1884 nt
Organism: Trifolium pratense (red clover)
Lineage: Eukaryota; Viridiplantae; Streptophyta; Magnoliopsida; Fabales; Fabaceae
Product: solute carrier family 25 member 44-like
Exons: 1
Coding region: 475-1527 (350 amino acids)
Biological process (GO): transmembrane transport
Source: RefSeq, a predicted model, not a curated record